GUAUUCAGUACACGAAGAGGUCUCCUUGUGGUAGUGGUAUUUGUAAGCAAGUAUUGGGUGCCAUGUUUGUAAUUUCAUGAUGGACCAUUCAUGAAUUAUUCAACUAAGGAACAGGAUUUUUCUGACAAAAACAUGUUUUUCUGUAUCCUGCUGCUGGGAAAAAUGACUCAAAUUAUGGGUCAAGGUGUAUUCAUUAACCCAGUUAACAUCAAUGGCACAGUGAAGAUUGAAUUUUUGGAAUUUGAGCAGGCACUGGAUUUUGACAUCCAUGAUGAAUCCAUGUUUGCCACGUCAGAUCCUAGGUUCGAGUUCCCCCUAACAGAAAUCGACAUCUCUUGGCUGAACUCUCUGUUCAUACUUCCCAAGAAAGGAGAAACUAGAAUUAGGAAGGAAUACCGUCUGUUAAGUGACAAAGAAAGGGAGAACUUCCAUGCUGCAGUCAAUCUGCUUAAAAAUGACAGUACAGUAAGCCUGAACAAGUACGACCUUCUAGCCAACAUCCACUCCAGGUCAUCCAGUAACACGGCAGCUCAUGGAGGACCAGGAUUUCUUGGUUGGCACAGGGUCUUCCUAUUGUUAUUUGAAAAUGCCCUGAGACAGAAGAUUCCAAAUGUCACCCUACCUUACUGGGACUGCACCCUAGAUGAACCUCUCCCCCACCCCUCGGAAUCUGUGAUGUGGUCACAUUUAUUCCUUGGUAAUGGAGAUGGGGAAGUAAAAACUGGACCUUUCAAAAACUGGGACACACAGUUCGGUUUUGGUUUACUACAUCGUCAAGUGUCUUCCCUCAGGCAUCUAAUGAGUGCUAACGACCUUGAAAACAUCCUUGAGGAAAAUUACCUUGGCAACAUCAGUUACCCCAACACAAAGUCAAGCAAAAAUCUUGAACAGCUUCACAACAAUGUACAUGUAUGGGUUGGUGGGGUCAUGAAGAAGAUAGAAAUAGGUGCCUUUGACCCAGUUUUCUAUGUCCUUCAUACAUUCAUUGAUAAAGUGUGGGAGGACUUUCGAAUGCAACAGAGGUCAAGUGGCAUUAACCCUACAAAAGAUUACCCAGAAUUCUAUGGCAGGAAGAAUCAUGCUCCAUUUGCCCCGAUGGGACUUGGAAACCUUGUGGUUAUUGAUGGGAUUAGUGACGUAUGGAAUGAAGAAAUCAUGUAUCUUACUACUUUGUGUACAAAUAAUUCUUCAAAUAUGUGUGGAUCAAAGUUUCUAAAGUGUGGUCAUUCAAAAAGAUGUGCAUCAAAAACAAUACAAGAAGUAGCAGAAUCCACAGAGACCAAUGAAACCGGUGAUCCAGAUGAAGCCAUUCUCCAUAACAAUUCUACAUUUAAAUCAUAUAAUCUUUACAUCAAAUCAAAUUUACAAGUUAUCCUUCACAGUGACCUUUACAGCAACUUUUUACACUUUUACAAUGAUGGGAAAGGAACAGACAUUGUCCCUGCAUUUCCGAUAACAUAUGUGCAAAAUAACUUUCAACUCGCCAGAGAACUGUACAGAUUUCAUUUGAAGUCGCCUUUGGAUUCCCGAAAUUUUCAACAAAUGUAUAUGCUUUUUCCAUCUGAAUAAAAUGAAAUUUCCAGUC
Molecule: messenger RNA, 1585 nt
Organism: Ostrea edulis (European flat oyster)
Lineage: Eukaryota; Metazoa; Mollusca; Bivalvia; Ostreida; Ostreidae
Product: putative tyrosinase-like protein tyr-3
Exons: 4
Coding region: 91-1569 (492 amino acids)
Molecular function (GO): oxidoreductase activity
Source: RefSeq, a predicted model, not a curated record